AAUAAAAAAGAAAAUGAGGAAAAAAGAAGCUAAUUAACUGAUUCCUACAUUUCAAUUGCAAAAUUCAUCUUUUCAAUUUCCCCCCUCUCUUCUGUGAAAACCCUAAAUUGCAGUUCACUCACCGUAAACCCUAUCAAUGGACGGGCAUUCGUCGCAUUUAACUGCGCCGGUCCGGUCACGGAGCUCCCAAUCGCCGUCGCCCUCCCACUCGGCUUCCGCCUCCGCGACGUCGUCAAUCCACAAGCGCAAACUCCAGCCCGACGACCACGCGCUGCCGUUCCCCCCUUCUUUCUCCGACACGCGCGACGGCGCGCUCACUUCCAACGAUGACCUGGAGAGCAUCAGCGUCCGCGGCGCCGACUCCGACUCCGACGACGAGUCCGAGGAAGUGGUGGACGAUGAGGAGGAGGAGUACGAUAACUCCAUGCGCAAUUUCACCUCUUCUCGGCUGGAGAACACCAAUGCUGGUGGGCCCCCCACCGCAAGGAACACCAAGAUCAAAGCUGAGAAUUCGGUGAAGGUUGAACCUGCUGACGUGUCGAAAGAUGGUAAUACUAAUACCAAUAAUUCAGGCGCUCCCGUGGCGACGGGUGGCAACGGUUCGAUUCCGGGCAUUGUGGUGAAGGAGGAUACAGUGAAGAGUAUUUUUACCGAUAAUAUACAAACUAGCGGGGCUUACAGUGCCAGAGAGGAGAGCUUGAAGAGAGAAGAAGAAGCAGGAAGACUGAGAUUUGUAUGUGCUUCAAAUGAUGGUAUUGAUGAACACAUGGUCUGGUUGAUAGGAUUGAAGAACAUCUUUGCCAGACAACUUCCUAAUAUGCCAAGAGAAUACAUUGUUCGUCUUGUAAUGGACAGAAACCACAAGUCUGUGAUGGUUGUCAGACGGAAUCUGGUUGUUGGUGGUAUUACGUAUCGCCCCUACCUUAGCCAAAAAUUUGGGGAGAUAGCUUUUUGUGCAAUCACAGCAGAUGAGCAAGUUAAAGGCUAUGGCACCAGACUUAUGAAUCAUUUAAAGCAACAUGCACGUGAUGUCGACGGCCUAACGCAUUUCCUCACAUACGCUGAUAAUAAUGCUGUGGGUUACUUUGUCAAGCAGGGUUUCACAAAAGAAAUUUACUUGGAGAGAGACCGAUGGCAUGGCUAUAUUAAAGAUUACGAUGGUGGGAUUCUUAUGGAGUGCAGAAUUGACCCAAAGCUUCCGUUUACUGAUAUAUCAACUAUGAUACGCCGUCAGAGGCAGGCAAUCGAUGAAAAGAUUAGAGAGCUCUCAAAUUGUCACAUUGUUUACCCUGGAAUCGAUUUUCAGAAGAAGGAAGCUGGCAUUCCCAAAAAAACCAUCAAGGUGGAGGAUAUACCUGGCUUGAGAGAGGCUGGCUGGACGACUGAACAGUAUGGUCAUUCUCGAUUUAAAACAGUAACCUUGUCAACAGAUGCUACCUCACAUCAGAAAUCAUUGACUGCGUUCAUGCGCUCACUUAUAAAGGCAAUGCAUGACCAUCCCGAUGCUUGGCCAUUCAAGGAACCUGUUGAUGCACGGGAUGUCCCUGAUUACUAUGAAAUCAUUAAAGAUCCAAUGGACCUAAAAACAAUGUCAAAGCGGGUAGAGUCGGAGCAGUACUAUGUGACAUUUGAGAUGUUUGUGGCUGAUGUUCGGAGAAUGUUUUCCAAUGCGCGUACCUACAACUCUCCAGACACCAUCUAUUACAAAUGUUCAACCAGGUUGGAAGGACAUUUCUCAAACAAAGUUCAAGCUGGUCUUCAAUCUGGUAUCAAGAUUCAGCCAUAAUCGGAUCUCGUUUUGCUUCCUUGGGUUUGGAUUCGACGAUCUCUUUGGGUGGGAUAGAUAAAAGUGUAAAUUGUAUGGUAAAAAUUGAGUAGAUAGAUAUAUGUUACAGGUUAGUUUUGUUUACUAGUAAUCCAUUUUAGUUUUAGAGGAGCAUAGUUUUUUUUAUAGAGCAAUGAUGCAAUCAAUACUCCAGGUGUUUGAAUUCGCUUAGGCAACAUAUCAAAAUGCAUGUAUUGUGAAAGGGCUGCUAUUUGCCGGACC
Erythranthe guttata (spotted monkey flower) is the source of this 2047-nucleotide messenger RNA. It is a transcript of the gene HAG1, whose product is annotated as histone acetyltransferase of the GNAT family 1. Gene Ontology annotation, cellular component: histone acetyltransferase complex. Lineage: Eukaryota; Viridiplantae; Streptophyta; Magnoliopsida; Lamiales; Phrymaceae. Gene Ontology annotation, biological process: positive regulation of transcription by RNA polymerase II; chromatin remodeling. Gene Ontology annotation, molecular function: histone H3 acetyltransferase activity; protein binding. The record is from RefSeq and is a predicted model, not a curated record.